Molecule: messenger RNA, 700 nt
Organism: Trichobilharzia szidati
Lineage: Eukaryota; Metazoa; Platyhelminthes; Trematoda; Strigeidida; Schistosomatidae
Source: the annotation of a GenBank genome assembly
UCGUACUCGCACAAUUUUUGAAUUUUGACUACUGCGGUAAUACACGAUCGUAUUCCUUCGCAAGUGUCUUUUGAUUGCCCUAGAAUUAAAUACACAUGGCUGCUGACAGGACCGAUUCAUAUGAAUGGACCUGUGAGUCGGAAAUUCAUCUCUUCCAAGGAUUAAUGAAGCACAAACCCGUUGGGGUAUCUCGCCAUUUCGAGAUGAUGUGCUUGUGCAAUUAUCUGAAUUCAGUUCUUCGCAAACCAAUCACUCCUGAAGCUAUUUGGAAGAAGCUGGAUACCCUGUUCAAUAUGGAAGAACUGCAUGAGUCAGAAGUAAACCCGUUUCAAGGUAAAACGAAGGAAUUCAGUCUACCCGAGGAGUUUGAUUCCUUGAAAGAAUUGAAGUUUCCUCGUGUUGGUCAUCGGAGCGAUACAGUUAUACCCAAAUCUCCAGUUGUAGUCAUAUUUUUGGUAUUUAUGUGACAAAACGCCAACUAUUCUUAAAGGGAUAUAUAUAUAUAUAUAUAACUUAGGAAGAUGUGAAUUUUCAAGAAUGUGAGUUAUCAUUCUCUUGGGUGAAUUUCGUAGACUAGGAGACAGUUUUGAUUGGAAUAUUUGCAAGACUUCGCACAAGUCACAACAGCAUUUAGAUCUCUCUAUGAAAUCAAUUAAGGGACUGAUCAUGCAUGAAUACUGGAGAGAGACACUUCUUAUGA